This is a messenger RNA of Pseudogymnoascus destructans, 1071 nucleotides long. RefSeq lists its product as uncharacterized. The record is from RefSeq and is a predicted model, not a curated record. Bases 1 to 1071 code for a protein of 356 amino acids. Gene Ontology annotation, molecular function: nitronate monooxygenase activity. Lineage: Eukaryota; Fungi; Ascomycota; Leotiomycetes; Thelebolales; Thelebolaceae. The transcript is spliced from 4 exons.
AUGUCGCUCGUUACGCCCCUCACGAAGCUGUUGAAUAUCCAGCACCCCAUAUUCCUAGCCGGGAUGGGGAAGACCUCAGGAGCGCCGUUGGCAGCUGCGGUCUCCAAUGCUGGUGGACUUGGCGUCAUUGGCGGGGUUGGAUAUUCUCCAAACCAGUUGAAGGAGAUGAUCGAUGAGCUCAAGAGCCUCCUGGUAGACAAGAACGCCCCAUUCGGAGUCGACCUCCUCAUCCCUCAAGUUGGCGGAAACGCUCGGAAAACCAACGUUGACUACGCAAAAGGCAAGUUGAACGAGCUCAUCGAUGUCAUCAUCGAAGGCGGCGCCAAAGUCUUCGUCUGCGCCGUCGGUGUCCCCCCCAAAGCCGUCGUCGAGAAACUCCACAAAGCUGGCGUCCUCUACGCCAACAUGGUCGGCCAUCCUAAACACGCCCACAAGGCCUGCCAGAUCGGCGCCGACAUCAUCGUCGCCCAGGGCGGCGAGGCAGGCGGACACACCGGCGACAUCCCUUUCAGCGUGCUCAUCCCCGCUGUCGCCGACGCGAUUAAGUCGUACAGAUCGCCGCUGACGGGCCAACCUGUCUACCUCGCUGCCGGUGGUGGUGUCUUUGACGGACGUAGUUUGGCGGCGGCGCUGAUGCUGGGUGCGAGCGCUGUGUGGGUGGGUACGCGGUUCGUGGCGUCGAAGGAGUCGGGGGCGUCGGAGCACAACAAGCAGACGCUUGUUCAGGCGGGCUUCGACCAGGUCAUCAAGACGACGAUCUUCACGGGACGCCCGGUGAGGCACUAUGCCACGCCGUAUAUUAAGAACUGGGAAGAGAAUCGCCAGGGGGAGAUUAAAGAGCUGCUUGGAAAGGGGAUUGUGCCCCUCCAGUGGGAGCUUGAGAAGUAUGAUAAAGAGGGGAAGUCGACAGCGGAGAUCGAGGAUCAGGCUACCUUCAUGCCUAUGGGGUACGUGGGUGGCCUCGUCACACAGUUGAACCAACCUGCUGGAGACAUUGUGCGGGAAAUGGUCGAUCAAGCAUAUGAGCUUCUUCGCAGCCCAAGUAAAUUUGUAAAUGACUCGAAAUUGUAA